GAAAAUCCCUUUUUCAAUCUUCUCAUAUUUUCAAAAAAAUUACUAAAAAAUGGUACAUCUUACUCCUUCGCCUUUAUUUCAAAUACGUUUAGAAAAUGAUAGUUUAACAAUGCAUGGAUCACAAUCCGAAUCGGUUGGUUGUGUUCUUCGUGGCCAACUUGUUUUAGCUAUAACUGAACCAACAAAAUUUAAGGAAAUAAAAUUAUCAUUUCAGGGAAAAUCUAAAGUUGGAUGGGUAGAUGGUGGAGGUAUAGGACAAUGUUAUAAUAACGAAGAAAAAAUUUUAUAUCAACAAGAUUGGAAAUUUUUACCUGCAAGUAAGCAAUAUCAUUUAUUAAAACCUGAUAAUUAUCAUUGGGAAUUUGAAUUGAUACUACCAGGAACUUUACCUGAGACUAUUGAAGGUUGUCAACAUGGAAGCGUAAAAUAUACCUUAAAAGCAGUAGCGGAAAGGCAUACUUUUGCCCUUAAUUUACACACUCAUAGAAAAGUUACUUUAGUAAGAAGUUUAUUAUCAGGUUCAUUGGAAUACUCUCAAGGUGCUAUCUUAGCAAAUAAUUGGAACAAUAAAAUCGAUUAUGAAUUUUCAUUAGACUCAAAAGUUUUUAGUCUUGGGGAUAAAAUUCCAAUAAGGAUAAAAUUAAGAUCAUUAGAAAAGGAUCUUAAAGUUCAAGAAAUUAUAUGCGUAUUCAAAGAAUAUAUUACUUAUACAGCUGGUGUAAAUCAUAAAACGGAUUCAAAAGUAAUAAAGAUCGCUAGUGAAAAUAAUUUUUCUAGAGAUGUAAAUUCUUGGUAUCAUCUUAUGGAAAUAUCAAUACCAAAUGAUUCAAUCUAUUGUUUAUAUGAUUCACAAAAUGAUAUUAUUUGUGUAAAACAUAGGUUAAAAUUUUAUAUAACUUUUGUUGAUAAAGUACACAGUCAACGAUGUGAAUUAAGUGCUGCUUUAUCAAUAAUGGUUACUCCAGACUCUUAUAGUAGUGAUAAUAUGAAUUUACCCGCUUAUGAUGAGAAUCAUUUGAGUAAAACCUAUUUUGAAGACGCUCUUUCAGAUCAUUCAACAACUUGCCAUUUUGUUAAUUCUUUAUAUGAUGUUGAAGAAAUGAACAAAUUACCUUCUUAUCGUAGUAUCGCUUCCCUUAUACCUGUCCCUCUUGCUGAUUCUUUAUUACCACCAACAUAUGAUGCUACCAUCAAUAGACACUAAAUGUUUGUACAAACAUGUGAAUCUGAAAAAAUUUCUCACUCUUAGACAUUUUUAUAGAAACAAUAUUUUAUAGAUAUAGAGUCAAUAAUUCAUUUAAUUAUUGUUUUUGUAAAUAGUUUUCUUUUUAAAUAUCUUGCUCAUAGUUUUAAUAUUUAAUUACACUUAGCAU
Messenger RNA from Rhizophagus irregularis DAOM 181602=DAOM 197198, 1373 nucleotides. RefSeq lists its product as uncharacterized. The record is from RefSeq and is a predicted model, not a curated record. NCBI's taxonomy places the organism in Eukaryota, Fungi, Glomeromycota, Glomeromycetes, Glomerales, Glomeraceae. Gene Ontology annotation, cellular component: cytoplasm; cytosol; plasma membrane. Gene Ontology annotation, molecular function: protein-macromolecule adaptor activity; ubiquitin protein ligase binding. Gene Ontology annotation, biological process: ubiquitin-dependent endocytosis.